Camarhynchus parvulus is the source of this 6442-nucleotide messenger RNA. RefSeq names its product Ecm29 proteasome adaptor and scaffold (gene ECPAS). NCBI's taxonomy places the organism in Eukaryota, Metazoa, Chordata, Aves, Passeriformes, Thraupidae. Gene Ontology annotation, biological process: proteasome assembly. The record is from RefSeq and is a predicted model, not a curated record. The transcript is spliced from 49 exons. Bases 90 to 5633 code for a protein of 1847 amino acids. Gene Ontology annotation, molecular function: molecular adaptor activity. Gene Ontology annotation, cellular component: nucleus; cytoplasm.
CCGCCGCCGCCGGCCCGGUGCCGGUGCCGGAGAGGGGUGGGAGGUGCGGGGCGUCUCUCGCCGCCUCCCCUCCCUCCCCAGCCGGCAACAUGGCCGCGGCCGCCCAGGACGAGCUCAAUCAGCUGGAGCGCGUGUUCUUACGUCUUGGCCAUGCAGAAACAGAUGAGCAGUUACAGAACAUUAUUUCCAAAUUCCUACCCCCUGUUCUCCUCAAGCUGUCCAGCACACAGGAAGGAGUUCGCAAAAAGGUCAUGGAGCUGCUGGUUCAUCUGAAUAAACGCAUCAAAAGUCGACCAAAAAUUCAGCUCCCAGUAGAGACACUGCUAGUUCAGUAUCAAGAUCCUUCUGCAGUGUCAUUUGUCACUAAUUUUACCAUAAUUUAUGUUAAGAUGGGAUACCCCCGUCUGCCUGUGGAAAAACAAUGUGAAUUGGCUCCAACCCUUCUCACUGCAAUGGAAGGGAAACCUCAGCCACAACAAGACAGCCUAAUGCAUCUUCUAAUACCAACCCUUUUUCACAUGAAAUACACUGCUGAACCAUUGAAAGCAGCAGCUUCUCCAUUUAAUCUUGCUGAAAAACCAAAGACUGUACAGCUGCUUUUGGACUUUAUGUUGGAUGUUCUUCUUAUGCCUUAUGGGUUUGUAUUGAAUGAAUCUCAAAGUCGACAAAAUGUACCCUCAGCCCAGGGGUCUUCAUCAAGUAGCGUGGGAGGUCCUGGAAUCCCUCAGCCACCUCCAGGGAUGAGCUUUUAUGCAGCCAAAAGGGUUAUUGGAGAUAGUCCAUGGACCCCAGAGCUGCUAGAACAGUGUAAGCUGGGGAUAGUGAAGUUCAUUGAGGCUGAGCAAGUGCCCGAACUUGAAGCUGUUAUACACCUGGUUGUAGCCUCCAGUGAUACAAGACACAGCGUUGCCACUGCAGCAGACCUUGAACUAAAGAGCAAGCAAAGUUUAAUUGACUGGAACAAUCCUGCUAUCAUCAACAAAAUGUAUAAAGUGUAUCUUGGGGAUAUACCACUGAAAACCAAGGAGGGAUCUGUGCUGAAACCAGAAAUGAAACGAGAGUCAGUCAGCACCCGUGUUAAAUUAAAGAUAGUUCCUCAUCUUCUACGAUCCCAGCAAGCUGCAGAAAUGUUCCCAGCUAACAUUCAGGUGGUGUAUGAUGGACUCUUCGGCGCAAACACAAAUGCAAAACUGAGAAGUCUGUCUUUGCAGUUUGUACAUCAUAUUUGUAUCAUUUGUCCAGAGAGUAAAAUAAAGCCCUUAGGUCCAAUGCUUUUAAAUGGACUUACAAAGCUGAUCAAUGAAUACAAAGAGGAUUCAAAACUGCUAUCAAUGGCAUAUUCAGCAGUUGGAAAGCUCUCCAGCCGAAUGCCUCAGCUCUUUACCAAGGAUAUAGCACUGGUACAGCAGUUUUUUGAAGCCCUAUGCAAGGAAGAUGCUGAUACUAGGCUUGCCAUUCAAGAGGCAUUGUCUAUGAUGGUUGGAGCAUAUAGUAACUUGGAAGGAGCCCAGCGUACCCUGAUGGAAGCUCUUGUAGCUUCUUAUUUAAUAAAGCCUGAAGUUCAAGUACGUCAAGUGGCUGUAAAAUUUGCUAGCACAGUGUUCCCUCCAGAUCAUAUCCCUUCCAGAUACUUACUCCUGUUAGCUGCAGGAGACCCGCGGGAGGAGGUACAUGGAGAAGCCCAGCGAGUACUGAGAACAUUUUCUGGAAAAAAUGAAAAGGAGAGUUCUGGGAAACAGAUGCCUUCCUUCCCUGAAAUGGUCCAUUACAUUCAAGACAAGGCCACUCACCGAAUGAAAACUCCAGCUAAAUAUAUGACUGGAACUGCAGCAUUACCUUUUAAUCCUGCCACAUUUGGAGAGAUAGUUCUCUAUCUGCGGAUGUGUCUUGCUCACAGUGCUGGUGUGGUGCCAACCUCACAGAGCUUGGCAGACAUGCAAGAUCAUGCUCCCGCCAUUGGACGUUACAUAAGAAACCUCAUGUCUGGCAACCACUUACCUUUCUCUUCCUCCUCCUCCUCUUCAAAAAGUGCAGAAACCAACCCUGUACAUAUAUAUAUUGGCCUUCUUCAGCAGCUCUUAGCUGGUGUUGGAGGUUUACCAGUCAUGUAUUGUCUUCUAGAAGUUGUUUCAGUGUAUCCAGAAAAACUAGCCGCCAGAUUUGUAGACAAAAUGGAUUGGAUUAAGAACUUGAUGAACACUAACAAAGAGGAAAUGCGUGAGCUUGCAGCCCUGUUUUAUUCUGUAGUGCUGUCUACCAUGUCUGGAGAUGAGCUUAGGGCAUCCUUGGAGCAGCUGAUCAAGAUGACAAAAGACAGCCAUAGCCCGGAGGUCCAACAUGGAUCCUUGUUGGCUUUGGGAUUUACAGUAGGAAGGUACUUGGCCAAAGGGAAAAUCAGAACAAUGGAGCUACAUGACAUAGAACAGCCAAACACUUCAGUCAUGCCGGAACAAGAACAACUUAUAAAGUCGACAACAGAGACAAUAGGUUCUUUUUUGGACAGUACCUCUCCCUUCCUUGUGGUGGGUGCUUGUAUGGCUCUUGGAGAGAUUGGCAGGAAUGGCCCCUUGCCAAUCCCCAAUGAAGGAACAGGAUUUACAAAGCUGCAACUUGUUGAAAACUUACUGGCCCGAAUCCCUUCCAGCAAGGAAACAAAUAAGAUGAAGGAACGAGCAAUACAAACAUUAGGUUAUCUCCCAGUGGGAGAUGAAGAUUUCCCCCACCAGAAACUACUGCUGCAGGGUUUAAUGGAUUCUGUGGAGGCCAAACAGAUAGAGCUGCAGUUCACUGUUGGUGAAGCUAUUACCAGUGCUGCUGUUGGAACCAGCUCAGUGGCUGCACGGGAUGCAUGGACAGUCACAGAGGAGGAAUAUAUCCCUCCUUCAGAUUUGAAAGUGAAUGACGUGGUGCCCUGGGUCCUAGACCUUGUUUUGAACAAGCACAUCAUCAGUCCCAACCCACAUGUUAGACAGGCAGCUUGCAUCUGGCUUCUGUCAUUGGUGAAAAAGCUGAGCACCCACAAAGCAAUUAAGUCUCAUCUCAAGGAUAUUCAAAGUGCAUUUGUUUCAAUUCUGUCAGAUAGUGAUGAGCUUAGUCAAGAUGUUGCUUCAAAAGGUCUUGGGCUGAUAUAUGAGCUAGGAAGUGAACAGGAUCAGCAAGAGCUAGUCACUACGCUCGUUGAUACCCUUAUGACUGGGAAAAGAGCCAAACAUGAGAUGACUGGAGAAACUGUGGUAUUUCAGGGAGGUCUGAGUAAAACCCCAGAUGGUCAAGGUCUUUCCACCUAUAAGGAGCUUUGUUCACUGGCUAGUGACCUCAAUCAGCCAGACCUGGUGUACAAAUUCAUGAAUCUGGCCAACCAUCACGCCAUGUGGAAUUCUCGGAAGGGAGCAGCUUUUGGUUUCAAUGUGAUAGCUGCCAAGGCUGGAGAGCAGCUGGCUCCAUUUUUGCCCCAACUUCUUCCCCGGCUCUACCGUUACCAGUUUGACCCCAACCUGGGCAUUCGGCAGGCAAUGACCAGCAUCUGGAAUGCCUUGGUCACUGACAAGUCUAUGGUUGAUAAGUACAUGAAGGAAAUUCUUGAGGAUUUGAUCAGUAACUUAACCAGCAGUCUUUGGAGGAUCAGAGAAUCCAGUUGUCUAGCACUAAAUGACUUACUAAGAGGAAGACCUUUGGAUGAUGUCAUAGACAAGCUUCCAGAGAUUUGGGAAGUCCUUUUCAGAGUGCAAGAUGACAUUAAGGAGACUGUGCGAAAGGCGGCAGAAUUAGCCCUAAAAACUUUAAGCAAGGUCUGUGUGAAAAUGUGUGACCCCUCUAAAGGAGCAGCAGGUCAGAAGACAAUAGCUGUGUUGCUCCCUUGCCUCCUAGACAAAGGAAUAGUAAGCACAGUUGCUGAAGUCCGGUCUCUCAGCAUUAACACGCUUGUGAAGAUCAGUAAAAGUGCUGGGUCUAUGCUGAAACCUCAUGCACCAAAACUUAUCCCAGCCCUGUUGGAAUCCUUGAGUGUGCUGGAGCCUCAAGUCCUCAAUUAUUUGAGUUUUUCUGCAACAGAUCAAGAGAAAACUGCAAUGGAUAGUGCCAGACUUAGUGCUGUCAAGUCAUCUCCCAUGAUGGAAACCAUUAACAUGAGCUUGCAGUAUUUGGAUGUGUCUGUCCUCGGUGAGUUGGUCCCUCGGCUGUGUGAACUGAUCAAAAGUGGAGUCGGCCUUGGCACAAAGGGGGGCUGUGCCAGUGUAAUUGUGUCAUUAACCACACAGUGCCCUCAAGACUUAACACCUUAUUCAGGCAAACUUAUGAGUGCUUUACUUAGUGGCCUGACUGAUCGCAACAGUGUGGUACAGAAGUCUUUCGCCUUUGCUAUAGGGCAUCUAGUCAGGACUUCCCGAGACAGUAGCACUGAGAAGCUGCUGCACAAACUCAGCAGCUGGUACAUGGAGAAGGAAGAGCCAGUUUACAGAGCAGGCUGUGCUUUAACUGUGCAUGCUAUGGGACGCUACAGCCCAGAUGUACUGAAGAACCAUGCCAAGCAGGUGCUGCCAUUGGCUUUUCUUGGGAUGCAUGAAGUUCCUGAAGAAGAGAAAGGAGAGAAAGAGAAUUCUACUCUGUGGACUGAAGUUUGGCAGGAAAAUGUACCUGGUACUCAGGGUGGGAUCAGACUGUAUUUGCAGGAGUUAAUAUCCAUCACCCAGAAGGCUCUGCAGUCCCAGUCCUGGAAGAUGAAAGCUCAGGGAGCAGCUGCCAUGGCAUCAAUUGCCAAACAGACCGGCUCCCUUGUACCGCCACAUCUGGGAAUGGUGCUCUCUGCACUGCUGCAAGGCCUGCCAGGGAGAACCUGGACUGGGAAGGAGGAGCUGUUAAAGGCCAUUGCCAGUGUUGUUUCUGCGUGCAGUGCUGAGCUGCAGAAGUCAGUGCCAGGUCAACCCACCAUCACAGAUGUUGUCCAGGCUCUCCUGAAAGAAUGUCGUAAAGAAAACCUGAAGUAUAAGAUGGUGGCACUGCGCUGUGCAGCUGGGGUGCUGCAGGCAACAAAGGAAGACCGGUUCCAGGAACUUGCUGAUAUCAUCUUCCCCAUGAUAAAGAAGAACUCUCUGGAGAGCAUGGGAGCAGCUUUUCCAAAGCAUGAUGAAGAGGAUGAGGACAUGAGGGAGAAAGAGGUUCAGAUGGAGUCCCUGAUCUGUGCCUUCGAGACCCUGGGCAAAGCCUGGCCGAGGAGCCUGGAGACACAGCGUUGCUAUCGCCAAGAGUUUUGCAAGUUAAUGUGUGACCGUCUGAAACUCAGCACAUGGAAAGUGCAGCUUGGAGUGCUACAAGCCAUGAAUGCCUACUUUCAAGGGCUAAUGCUGUUUGAUGAGGAGCACUCUGACCCUGUGGCUUUGACAGAAAUACUAUUGGAAACCUGUUCUUCUAUCACCCAUUCUUUAGAAAACAAAAGCUACACAUCCAUAAGAACAGAAGCUUUGUCUGUGAUACAACUGCUGCUCACCAGACUACAAGAAGCUCAACAGUGGGAAAGCCUGACACGGGAAAGCAGAGAGCACCUUGUUCGUUCGUUGUCUACAAUGGCAUCAGAUAGCAGACCUGAGCUGCAAGAGAGGGCAUCUGUGUUGAAGAGAACACUUGAAAAUCUUGACUAAGUUUGUAAAACAUAAAUUUCAAAGUGCCAUGUAAAACAAAAACAAAAAAGUGCAGUGGUCUGAAAACUCAAGUGGGGAAAUGAAGAUUACUCUGUAGGAUGCAUCAUUCCUGGCCAAAAUAAAAAAUGCCUUAAAUUUGUUCCCCAUUAAUAUUAUUUUUACUCUUAAGCUGAUUAUUAGUUGUUUUAUCAGCAAAUACCUCUCAUCUGCCCUAUAAUGUUUGUAAGUGUGCAGCAUAAAAAACACAAGGGCAAGAUUUUUUUUUUAAAUAGGCAGGAGAAUGUUACUCAGACCCCCUUUGUCCUUUAGAAAAAUUGUUGAAAAUCCACCAGCACAGAAAGUUAAACCAUAUUUUGUUUUCACAUUUUUUGUACGUAGAGAUCUGUUAACUGGUGUCUACCCCAGUAGUGCUGGUGUUUGUUAUCUGUAGAGAACAAAAUCCUUCCCUUGAUAAGGCCUGUGUUCGACUCCUGUGGUUUCCCAGGGGCAGAGUUUCAUCUGACACCCACCUCUGCUUCUGCUUGCUCCUCCCUUGCAGCCUGUUGUCUGUGCAUUAUGAAAGGCAGAGUACUGUUAACUUCACUCCUUCCUCCUUCUCUGACCUCAGUAUGGAUUGACCGAGACUAUGCCUUCCCCAGCUGGCAACCUUGGCCUCCCAAACUUUAAAUGAGAACUUUUUCCCCAAAAGGAUGCACAAGAGAGCACUUUACUGAGCUGUGUGGGACAAAGUUGAGCCUGCUUGGUACCCAGGUGGAACACUGCUCUUCUCAAAAUUGUUUUGCAUGGACACUCCUUAGCUCCAGGAAAUA